UCUGUUUAGGUCAUAUCCGGUUUAUUUUCCGCUGCACGGCUGGCAGAAAAGGAAGCUACAAGAAGCUUAGGACUGUAGCUCGUUACGUCCGUGUGUGCACUGACCCAUUGGUUACAAACUACGACUUAAUUUAACACAAUAAGCAUUUGUAUUCACGAAAAACUUCAAUUAAACUACCAACGAUGGUAGAAAAGCUCGCCUUUUUUCUGGAAUUGAUAGAGCUAGUAGAACCCGGACACGGAGAGGACAGGAUGCCUUUGUAGCCGUAGAAGAUAUGUCCGAUGGUCAUCUGAGUGUUGACCGAACUGCAGUAAAUGUACCAUGACUCAAUAUUGAGUGCACCGUGACUCUCGAUAACGCGCCGAGAGAAGGGUGUAUGUUUUGUUUUUGUGUGCCUUUUGCUACCUCCGAAUUGCGUGAACGAUGAGGAACUGCGAAUACCAGCAGAUCGACCCGCGGACGCUGACCGUGACACCGUCAACGGCGCAGAACCAAACCGAGAAGAAAUCGCAGCCGGUACGGAGGAAAUGGGAAGUUUUCCCUGGAAAAAAUCGGUUCUUUUGCGAUGGACGCAUCAUGUUGGCCAGACAGAGCGGUGUCCUUCCGCUGACACUGGGCCUUAUUGUUGUCACUUGUGGCCUUUUCUUUGCAUUCGAUUGCCCCUUCCUGGUGCACCAUCUGACCGUCUUCAUACCUGUGAUUGCUGCGGUUCUAUUUGUGUUUGUUACCAUCUCACUGCUGUGGACCAGCUUUACAGACCCAGGCAUCUUACCUAGGGCCACUCCAGACGAAGCAGCAGACAUAGAGAAGCAGAUAGAUACCUCAGGAUCCUCUACAUAUCGCCCCCCUCCACGCACCAAGGAGAUCCUCAUCAACCAGCAGGUGGUGAAGCUCAAAUACUGCUUCACUUGUAAAAUGUUCCGCCCUCCUCGAACCUCUCACUGCAGCCUGUGUGACAACUGUGUGGAGCGAUUCGACCACCAUUGCCCCUGGGUGGGGAACUGUGUGGGCAAACGCAAUUAUCGCUUUUUCUACAGCUUCAUCAUCUCCCUGUCAUUUCUAACAUCUUUCAUAUUUGGCUGUGUCAUCACACACAUCACUCUGCGUUCUCAAGCGGGUAAAAGCCUUGUUCAGUCUAUUCAGGAAAGCCCUGCCAGUGUGGUGGAGUUAGUGAUUUGUUUCUUCUCCAUCUGGUCCAUACUGGGCCUCUCAGGCUUCCAUACAUACUUAGUAGCCUCCAAUCUUACAACAAAUGAAGAUAUUAAGGGCUCCUGGUCAGGGAAACGAGGAGCAGAGGACUCUGGGAACCCAUACAGUUACAACAACAUCAUAACGAACUGCUGUGCGACAUUAUGUGGCCCCAUGCCCCCCAGUCUCAUUGACAGACGAGGUUUUGUACCUCCUGAUGAGGCCGUUCCUGCUGCUUCUGCCUCAGAGAUAGAGCUGCCACUCUUCACAGCUAAGAAUGACGCACACAGGUGUACUCAGAGCACAAAGGAUGUGCUGGAGAGGAUGGUCCACUCCUCUGAUAUUCCUGGCUUGUGUCCACAUGGUGCACCAAAGACCACCCCUCUGGGCCUGGAAGUUCCCAGUUUGCCAGCACCUUCCAUGGAGCCAUCACCGUCUGCUCUCUGCUCACAACAGCAUGCUCACCAGCCCGCGCCCCUGCCUUGCACCCAGUUUAGCCGAAGCAGAGAGAAGGACUCAGUGCAGUCCAUCAACCCGGCAUUUCGCUUGGCUUUGCCGUCACCGUCGCUGAGCCGUACCAGCUUGAUUCUGGGCGAUACACCCGACAUUGGCUUCGUUCUGAGACCUUGAUCUUGCUCUCAAAUACAGUUAGAGAACAGUCAGUCAUAGUGGACUUAGUUUCACCACAUCAUAUCACUGGCAUUGAAUUCUGGCAACAUUCUUUUAGCCAUUUUAUGUUUCUGAGAUGUCAUUCUAAUGAACGGUCUGCUGUACCUGGAGUUUUAUGGACGGUGUCCAACAAAGUUGGUUCUUCAGGAUGGAGUUUGAUCUUAGUAACACUUUGAAGCACAAUAUAGAGUUAUUUUUUUAAACACCUUUUUACCCAGACGCCCAACACACAUCUCCACACGCUCCAAAGAACCUGAAGCCAUUGUCCAACAAUUUUGAGUUCCCGUGGUCAUAUUUCGCAAACAGGUCUGGGGAAACUUGGAUGCAAGGCAAACAAAGAAAUCAGACAUUACAAGUUGUGUUCAUGUCUGAGCUCCUUCCACUUGCAUCAACAUUAGCGCAACAUCACAGUCUAGAUCCACGCGUGGCUCUUUGUACAUAUUGUAGAUUGUUUUAUUUUUACACAGUGUCUCAUAAAUCAUGCAAGUUAAACAAUUUUCUUAUUGUGCAGCUUUUCACUUCAAGACACAGACGAGGAGCUAUCCUCCUGAUCACAUUCAGUUUGUGUGUAAUGUGUCACAUUUUGAAAUGUUAUUAAACAUUUACAAAUGUCUCUUGUGAAAGACAAGUAUUUAAAUCAGGCUUGGAAUCAUUGCUUGGAAUAGUGUUUUUUAAAAGUCAUACAGUUGUCUGUUAUUUAUGUGAUUCACAAAGUGGAGUGGAAGUAAGCUUGAGAGUUCAGUUGUCCUUUUGCCUCACGGCAGUGUGUCACCCGUCACAGCAGAGAAUUGUUGCAGGAAAGUUGAGGAGGCCUGUUCGUGUGUGAAGUAACGUUUUCGUUUUAGCUGCUGUGACCUUUCACUACUCUUACAGCAUGAAACCUAACCCCCAACCUUCAAGGCGGAGUACAGUUUCUUGUGAGUUAAGAGUUGCCACAAGGGGGCGGUAUGUGACUAGGAAUUGCACCCUCCUCGGAGGAAAGUAGUAAUGCAAUACAAGGGCCCUGUGGUGUUUUGUUUAUAUGUAUUUAUUUCUUUUUUUUGUAAUUGAAAAUUGUACAUAGGUUGUGAACUGGUGAAAUCCACAUGUCCAUAGCCAGUGGGUCGUUUGUGUCUGCUCUGAGACCCAAAGACCUUUUGUUAGAGACCGUUACAAGCAAAGCUUGUAUGUACGAACAAGUUUGUAGGAUGUGACAGUGAAACUGUAACAUUUGGUCAAUAAAAAAACCCUUUUGCUGA
Molecule: messenger RNA, 3095 nt
Organism: Cynoglossus semilaevis (tongue sole)
Lineage: Eukaryota; Metazoa; Chordata; Actinopteri; Pleuronectiformes; Cynoglossidae
Gene: zdhhc18a
Product: zDHHC palmitoyltransferase 18a
Exons: 9
Coding region: 424-1818 (464 amino acids)
Biological process (GO): peptidyl-L-cysteine S-palmitoylation; protein targeting to membrane
Cellular component (GO): endoplasmic reticulum; Golgi apparatus
Molecular function (GO): protein-cysteine S-palmitoyltransferase activity
Source: RefSeq, a predicted model, not a curated record